This is a messenger RNA of Columba livia (rock pigeon), 3499 nucleotides long. Its product is annotated as cystatin-A. Lineage: Eukaryota; Metazoa; Chordata; Aves; Columbiformes; Columbidae. Gene Ontology annotation, cellular component: cytosol. The transcript has 3 exons. Gene Ontology annotation, molecular function: cysteine-type endopeptidase inhibitor activity. The record is from RefSeq and is a predicted model, not a curated record. Bases 3102 to 3404 code for a protein of 100 amino acids.
GUCAUGACAAGUAGAUUUGCAAUUGGUAGAUGGAGGGCUGCUUUCCUUUAGCAGCUCUUAAAAUGGUGCAGACCAUGUGUCAUUUCAUCCAGUCAUGACGGCAUGUCUUGAUGCUGUGAAACCAGAAGACUGACCUGCUGACUUAGCUUUCACAAUCAUUUCUAGAGAAGUGGCUUCAUGUCUGGUUUAAAAAAUAACUCGAAAAUACGUAACUCUGGAGUUUGUGGCGUUUUUGUGUUUGCUUUGUUUUGUUACUGUACUGGUGAUUUAUUUACUAUAACUUCUACUUCUUAAAAUGCUUAUACAUAACCAGAGAGUAGUGGUCUGCAACCUGCAAAGAUUUGUUUCUUCAUUAUUGGAAUAAUAUGUUGUGUAAAGAAUACUAGUGCAGUUCUCCCACCACUGAUUCUCCAAGUUAACAGCAGUACAGUUAUGUGAAGAGAAAUUACCGCCCGCCCAAGUGGUGAGGGCAGGCUGGAAUGGCAUGUAAUAUCUCAAAUACUACAGUGGAGAUGCUCACUAGCUUGUCGAUGAUAUGCAAGAGGUGGCAUGGGGAUGGCUGCUCUUGUCAAGACAGCGUGCCAAAUGCUGUUCCAUUACAUGCAAAGUUUAAAUGGAGAGGGAUAUAGAUCAGGGUUGCCUGGGACAGUCUGUUGGUAUUGAUCAUCUUUGAUAGCUGGUCUGCAAAAUGUCAGCAUUUCCAAGUGACUUCUUGAACUAUGUAUGCAGGAUGAGUGCUGCAUCCCAGUCUUGGAAAUAUCACUGGAUUUUAGGACAGCCAUUAGCACUCCCAUAGAAAGAUAACAGACUGAUUUGCCUGUGUAAACUCUAGCAUCAGGUUGCUGACAAUUAGUGUUGAUAUUCCUUCCCUUCUGCACAACUCUAUGUGUUCUGGGGGGAAAAAGUUCUUAGACUUUGAAGUCAAAAAACAGCAAACCCAGAAAUAUGGAGUCCCAUGAAUGAUUUCCAUACAACAUUAACAUCUUUAAUUACACACCUAGAGUUUUCCCAAGGCUACAAAUUAACCCUCCUAGACUUGCUCCUCAGGGUAUUUCUUACUAAUCAGAAUCCAGAGUUCUCCAGAGGGGUAAUGUUGUUUCUGGGAUCUUACCAGCCACAGGAGUUAGUGAGAUCUGCAUCCUGGUGAGUGGAGAAGUUUAUAAAAUACCCAGUUUUAGCAUUAGUGCUGUGUGGUUGUUGGAUGCGUUCUGUAGCUUCUGGCUUCAGUAAAGUGAGCUACCUUUUCCAGUCAGUUAGUUCAUCUGUCCUGCCGUGUGAAUAAGAUGCAUUGUAGCAACAUGGUGGCAGAUCAUCAGCAUUUGACUGAAUCAGCAGGGUCUUGUGCAAAAGGAGCAUGAGCUCAUCAGCUUGAAUUUCCUUAACUCCAUGAACUGGGCUGUGAGGAACUCUGCAUCUGAAGUGGUGAACUUGGAGAAGAUGGCAGACUUCCAGCUUUAACAUCUCCCAUUAUCUUUGUUCCCAGGAACUGUGGGCAUUUUUCUUCAGAAAGAUGUUAUCUCAAAACAGCACCUGUGGUUUCUUUUUUUUUUUUUCUCAAAUGCUUUUCCUCCACUCCCAUAACACUGCUGCCCAAGUUUGGGAAUUUCUGCAACGUUCUUACUGGUAACAUACUCUUACCUUGAUCUGUAUACUGUUGAGUUUAAGACCCUUACAGCCCCAGUUUCUCAAUCUUGGGUCCUUUGUACCAGGAGCAGGCCUUGAAGUUAGAUAUGAAGUACUUGUUUACGGUCUGUUGCAUCACUUGUCGUCUGUGAGGAGGGUCAGUAGGCUGGUUAGGACACUGAUAAGUCUGUGCUACACAGUCACCAUCUCUGUGUCUGUAAACACGCUUGUUUCUAGGUAAUUCCUUGUGCUGAUUCCAACAGAAAUGCCUGUUUCCUGUGUGCUGCGCAUAUUCUCAUUUCACCCCCUCCCAUAUAGUCAUCCCUCGGGACUAAAAAUUGUCUGGUCUGUUGUUGCCUCUCUGGAACAACAUUCCUCCCUUUUGCUGGAGAGGAGGGAGAUGGCAGGAAUACUGAAGGGAAGUAGGUUUUUUGGUGGUCUUGAAGUGUUAGCUCUCCCUUACCAGCUAGGACUGCUAACAGUUGCUGGUCUUUCCUCAGUAGGUUGUGUGUGUUUUGAGCUGUGAACAUUCGUAUGUGGUCAUGAAUGUGACUGUGUCAUGUGUUCAACGAUAACUGCAAAAUGAAUACUUCUGACUAUAUAUUCUGCAUGUUACAUAUUUCAGCAGCAUGUGAAAUAUAAGUACAUUGAAAUUAGAACAGCUGUUGUCCACACACAACUACUGUAGUGCAAGUACUUUGUCUUCCAGGAAACUGGCACUAGAGUUUCAAUAAAAAAGUAAAUGGUACUUCAUAUUCAGUUGUUAUUAUGAUGGCUUGAAUGCAACUCUAGGUUUGAUAGGAAAGAAGGAGAAAUAACUUAUUUGCAGUACUUAACUUGAACCUAGGAUUUAAUUUUUUUCCCCUUCUGGUUCUGGUGUUUACCUUGGCACCUUUCUGGUCAGAUAGAGGGAAGUAAAGUCACUGAAAGUAAAACAUCUCUGUUUCCCGCUUUUGAAAGAUGUUGAGACAAUACAGCUUCAAGUUGAACGGGACCUGCACUAGGAAAUCACUGCAUGCUUGCUUCUGAUCUUGAAUAUUGUUGGGAAAUACUGGGUGUGAUUUUGAUCCACUUCCUUAACACACAGGCUAGUCAUCUGCACAUGGGUGGAGAAGCAAGAGGUUCUAGUUUCAGCCCAAACCAACUAUCUUAAGAUGUGGGUGGCUGGAGGCUGUUGCUGGUUUUUCUUAUUAACAUAAAGACUAUAUACACUUAAGAUUUACUAUAUACACAAGGUUUUUUAAAGUGCUUUUUACAUUUAGUAUUACUGUCAGUGCUUUACAUUGGUUUUCCCUUUUUUUUUUUUCUCAUUCUCUAGUUCUGUAAUGGUAGGUUCUAUAUGUCACAAGUCACAUGAUUCCAUGACACAUGUAUAUAUAUGUAUAUGUAUAUAUACGAGAUGUCUGGUGACUCUGCUCAGACUGCACUGAACUUCCCUCUUCAGAACCACCAUCACUUCAGAGAAGUUACCUGCCGCUAUGGUGCCGACUCCGGGGGGCUUAACUGAGACCAAGCCCGCUACUCCAGAAGUGCAGAAAAUUGUUGACAAGGUGAAGCUACAAUUUGAAAGCAGAGUAAAUGAGACAUUUGAAAUCUUUAAAGCCAUAGAAUAUAGGACUCAGGUAGUUGCUGGGACAAACUACUUUAUUAAGGUCCAAAAUUCUGAUGACGACUAUACCCACUUAAGGGUGUUUCUGGGCCUUACUUCUGGGAAUGACUGUCCCACCCUUGUCAGUUUUCAGACUGGGAAAACCAGAGAUGAUCCUCUGACCUACUUCUGAGAGAUGAUGAGGCAUGGUGCCUCACUUCUGCAAGACGCAUGUGGAUUCCGCCUGUGUCAGUAAAUGCAUGAAAAUAAAAUAAGUUUUGAAAGCUA